AUGGCCAUCAACUAUCUCAUCCUCCUUUCGCGCCAGGGCAAAGUGCGCCUGGCCAAGUGGUUCACCACCUUGUCCCCAAAGGACAAAGCCAAGAUUGUCAAGGACGUUUCACAGCUUGUUCUUGCCAGACGAACCCGGAUGUGCAACUUUCUGGAGUACAAGGAUACCAAAAUUGUCUAUCGCCGAUAUGCCUCCCUCUUCUUCAUCGCCGGCUGCUCCUCCGAAGACAACGAGCUGAUCACGCUCGAAAUCAUCCACCGAUAUGUUGAGCAGAUGGACAAGUACUACGGCAAUGUGUGCGAGCUAGAUAUUAUCUUCUCUUUCACCAAAGCCUAUUACAUCCUUGACGAGCUAUUGCUGGCGGGAGAACUGCAGGAAAGCAGCAAGAAGAAUGUGUUGCGAUGCAUCUCCCAGCAGGAUGCCCUUGAGGACAUGGAGGUCGAGGAUGAGGUCACCAAGAUCAUGUAG
Molecule: messenger RNA, 468 nt
Organism: Podospora anserina S mat+
Lineage: Eukaryota; Fungi; Ascomycota; Sordariomycetes; Sordariales; Podosporaceae
Exons: 5
Coding region: 1-468 (155 amino acids)
Biological process (GO): vesicle-mediated transport; protein transport
Cellular component (GO): intracellular membrane-bounded organelle; AP-1 adaptor complex
Molecular function (GO): clathrin-cargo adaptor activity
Source: RefSeq, a predicted model, not a curated record